CGAACGUUUGAGUACACGGCCCUAGAAACCGCUCCAUGGACAGCAAUGGCUUCCACAAGUCAGGUUUAAAUAUCAGUAUGUAUAUCUACAAAAAAGGUAAAAUGAGUAAAACGUGAAAACCCCUAGGUAUUUUUUGCGGAAUUUGAAUAUGAUUAGAGAAAGUCGGUUCCUUGACCAUGACCUUGUAUCGCACGUCAUGUCCACAAUGGUUAUCUUUGACUUUCUAUAAAGAUGGGAAGGGACGGAUAUUGAUUGAUUUUAAAUUUGCGGUGUGUCGGUGACUAAAUAAGUCAUAACAUUGCUUUUAAAAAUGUAAGACAGCGAUAUUCCAUUAAGCGACAAAUAAUGCAGGACCAGUAUCUAGACAUGUUCGAGGGUCGAUUAUGUAUUUUAUUAAAACAACUGUUGGUGUAUAUACAUAUUCAUUUCCUCUUUAAUUGCUUUCAGACACAACAAAGAAAGGUUUCAGACAAGAAAGAUGAAGUUCGGAAAAGAAUUGUCGUCACAAAUGGUACCGGAGUGGCAACAAGCUUACAUGAGCUACGAUUAUCUCAAAAAACUUCUCAAAGAAAUCAUCAAACUGAAACUCAGAACCAACCCUCCUCCCCAUCCUCCUCCACAUCAAGCCGUAUCCGGUAAAAGACUUAGCCGCAAGAUGACUCUAUACCGAGCUUUUAGCGGCCUUGUCCAAACGCAAGGAAGGAAAAGACAAAGUUCCGGGCAAAUCAACCCUUCUCUAGAAACUGACAUUGAAGAAGGUAAUGCACCGAUACUCGUCAACAAAACGAGUAAUGGAUUAGAAACUAUGUUCUUGAUGACGGCAGAGGAAGGAGGAGAAUAUGAAUUGAUCUUUUUCAGGCGACUCGAUGAUGAGUUUAAUAGGGUUGAGAAGUUCUAUAAAGAGAAAGUAGAAGAAGUAAUGAAUGAUGCGAUUAUGCUUGAUAAGCAAAUGGAUGCUCUAAUUGCAUUCCGAAUUAAGGUUGAGAAUCCUGUUGGGUGGGGAUGGGAGGAGCGGACGGUGGAGAUGACUCGCUUGGCCUCCGAUGUUGCUACUUCCACGGCCGCGAUUGCUGCUUCUACACCCUCUAAAACUCGAACCGCUCGCAUGGAGCCGAUACAUGAAGGAGGCUCCAGCAGAGCUGAUCAAUCCGAAGAUCACGGUGACGAGAGAAGGAGCAGCUUGAGCAAAGUGGCAGCUGGGAGGCCAGCCCCUAUCGAGGUUCUAGACCACAUAAAGAUCAACAACACUAAGGAAACGCCUAGGUCCACCAUUAAAAGCGUUAUCCAUUCCUCGAACCAUGAGGAGAUCAAAUUCACUAGGCGUAAUCUGAAGGAAGUGGAAGAGAAGCUCAAAGUCGCUUUCGUCCAGUUUUACCAAAAGCUUCGUCUCCUCAAGAGCUACAGCUUUCUGAAUGUGUUGGCGUUCUCCAAGAUUUUGAAGAAGUAUGAUAAGAUAACUUCGAGAAACGCUUCGAAGCCUUACAUGAAAAUGGUUGACAAUUCGUAUCUCGGAAGCUCAGAUGAGCUAAUGAAACUGAUACAGCGUGUUGAAGCUACAUUCAUAAAGCAUUUCGCAAAUGGUAACAGACGAAAAGGAAUGAAAAUUUUGAGACCUCUAAUGAAAAGAGAGAGACAUCGACUCACAUUCUUCACUGGUUUCUCUGCUGGAUGCAUGUUUUCUCUUAUAGUGGCUCUUGUAGCUAUCAUACGCGCCCGGAAUAUUUUUCAAGAGGAAGGUUACAAAGAUUACAUGAAUAGUGUGUUCCCUCUUUAUAGCUUGUUUGGGUUCAUUGUGCUUCACAUGACUAUGUAUGCUAUUGAUAUAUACUAUUGGAAGCGUUAUCGAGUAAAUUAUGCAUUCAUAUUUGGGUUCAAGCAAGGAACUGAACUUGAUUACAGACAAGUUCUGUUUGUGGGGUUUAGCAUUGGAGCUUUUGCGUUGCUUUGUGUUCUUGGUAAUCUUGACAUGCAAGCAGACCCUAGAACCAAAAGUUACCAAGCACUAACCGAACUUCUUCCUCUUUUCCUUCUUGGUGCUUUGCUUUUAGUUUUAGUCUUGCCGUUCAACAUUCUCUACCGUUCAAGUCGCUUCUUCUUCCUCACGUGUUUGUUUCACUUCCUUGCUGCUCCUCUUUACAAGGUAACGUUGCCUGAUUUCUUCUUAGGAGAUCAAUUAACUAGCCAAGUACAAGCUCUUCGAAGCAUCCAGUUCUACAUAUGCCACUAUGUAUGGGGAGACUUCAAACAAAGACAAAACACUUGUGGACGCUCAGAAGUCUACAACAUUUUCAUAUACGUUGUUGCUGUAAUACCGUAUCUAUCGCGCCUCCUUCAGUGUAUGCGCCGAAUGUUUGAGGAAAGAAGUCUAGAGCAAGGAUACAACGGAGUCAAAUACUUUUUAACAAUAUUAGCGGUUUGUUUAAGAACAGCUUAUGGUUUUGACAAGAACAAGAAUCAUAAGUUUAUUCUCAAAGUAUUAGCUGGUUCUGCCUCAGUCCUUGCUGCUGUUUUCUGUACAUACUGGGACUUUGUCUAUGACUGGGGACUUCUGAAUAGAACAUCCAAAAACAGAUGGCUUAGAGAUAAACUUCUCGUUUCACACAAGAGAGUAUAUUUCAUUGCAAUGAUCUUGAACGUUGUGUUGAGAUUUGCAUGGUUGCAAACGGUAUUGGAUUUUGAAAUUAAGUUUCUUCACACUCAAACGGUGCUUGUGGUUGUGGCCUGUCUUGAGAUUAUUCGCCGUGGGAUAUGGAAUUUCUUCAGGUUACUACUUCACACUUACUUCUUCUUUUAUCAAUUUUUUACCUUGGUUUUUCGAAAAGUUAAUUUGUUUUUUUUUUUUUGGUUCGUUUUAAACAGGCUAGAGAAUGAGCAUUUGAAUAAUGUGGGGAAGUACCGAGCUUUCAAGUCAGUUCCAUUACCGUUCAGCUACGAUGAAGAUGAUGACAAGGACGACUAACCUGUUUGCAGAAAAACGUCAACUGACAUUUACUUUAUACAUGUUGACCAUACAAAAUUAAGUUUUUCUAACAAAAAUUAUUAAUGUUUAUACAAAUCUGAAAGAGGUGUCGAAACACUUGUAAUAGCAAUGCAGUGCUAUGGUUAGAGCAUGAUUAUCGUAAAGACCCAUUUAAGAUCU
Molecule: messenger RNA, 3139 nt
Organism: Brassica oleracea var. oleracea
Lineage: Eukaryota; Viridiplantae; Streptophyta; Magnoliopsida; Brassicales; Brassicaceae
Product: phosphate transporter PHO1 homolog 2-like
Exons: 12
Coding region: 479-2959 (826 amino acids)
Biological process (GO): phosphate ion transport; cellular response to phosphate starvation
Cellular component (GO): plasma membrane; Golgi apparatus; cytoplasm
Molecular function (GO): inositol hexakisphosphate binding
Source: RefSeq, a predicted model, not a curated record